This is a messenger RNA of Mustela erminea (ermine), 3773 nucleotides long. RefSeq names its product zinc finger protein 3 homolog. Lineage: Eukaryota; Metazoa; Chordata; Mammalia; Carnivora; Mustelidae. The record is from RefSeq and is a predicted model, not a curated record. The transcript is spliced from 2 exons. Gene Ontology annotation, biological process: negative regulation of transcription by RNA polymerase II. Bases 1024 to 2523 code for a protein of 499 amino acids. Gene Ontology annotation, molecular function: DNA-binding transcription repressor activity, RNA polymerase II-specific.
AAUCUAAAAAAAAAAAAAGUCCAGAGGCAGGCAUUCUAGGGCUGGGAUGGCAGCUCCGUGGAGCCGCCAAGGACCCGGUUCCUUCCAGCUCUGCCCCAUCCUAGGGUAUGUGGGGGACGCUGCAGUGCUCACGGCCCCAGGUGGCACCUGCCUGCCACCUGUCUCCCCAGGCACAGUGUGGAGAAGAGUGAAGAAAGACAGUCCCCUCAGGAGACUUCCCAGACAUCCCACGCAUUUUCGUCUGCUUUUUCCUGUCUCACCGAGUAGAGUGCGGUCGUGUGGCCAAACCCAUCCGCAGAGAAGGCUGAAGGAUGUCCAUCUUCAGCCAGGUUCCAUGCUGCAGUAAAUACGUUCGUUAUUCUGUUGGUGAUGAGCUGUGGAAGAAAGCAUAGUGGGUAACAACUAAAACUUUUGCAGUAGCCUUUUAGAAGUUUAAAAAAGUGUAGGUUUAGAUCUAAAAUCGUGUUAAAAGAAACUCUCUGAAGAGGCUGUUUUAUAAACAGUCUGUAGAAGUUGACAUAGCUAUGUAUAAAAAGAAUUAACUCAUUUGAAAAUAGAAGAAAACUCACCAGAAGGAAAGACAGAGACGUGUUGGAUAUAAAAACAUCAGGAUACGUUUGGACAUUUCACAAAAAGAUAAACUUAUUUGGAGAAAGGUGAGCGUCGACAGGAAGCAUUUGAAAAAGACGGAGUGCGAAGCUCUCUCACGUAGUGAAGACUCCAGGGAGCUGCAGUGAUCUGGAGCUUUGGUCCUGGGGCAGGAAUGGGUCUGCGGAACUGAAGGGAGCCCAGAGCCGGAGCCCGACUCAGCACCAGACUGUGGUGUGGGCUGCGUUUCCAUGUGGGGGGGGGGGGUGGCAGGUGUCCAUAGGGCAGAAACCUGGAGAAGAGGAAGACAGGGCAACCUCGCCCAAAUGGAAGGGAGCCAAGAGGACUGACUUCUGUUGUGGUUCUGGCCCUGGCCCAGCCCUGGGACCCUCUGGACAGUCAGCCCUGCCAAUCCGGCAGCAGACCCGUGUCCUGAUGAGCGCCACAGAUUGUGAGAUGGGGACUGAGCACACGGAAGUAAUCCCCAAGGAGGAGGCUUCUGAAGACCCCGAGCCACGCGCGGCCACGUCGGAGAAAUUUCCCCAGGUGGUUUGCCGGGGCCGGGAGUUGGGAGCCGCCCGGGCGGAGGACGCGGUGGUGAGGCGUUCGGGAGCGUCCGCGGACGGGAGCGCGCAGUGGGCGUCCCUUCGCGGGAAAGGCCUCGCGUCGGGGCCGGCCGUCUGUAAGAGGUCCCCGUCGGUUGAGGAGUCCGGGGACAGCGACGAGAGCGAGCGCGUCCGGGGUCCCAGCCCGCACCCGCUGGUGCCCCGGACCACGCCCCGCACCAGCCCCACGGAGAGGGCUGUGGUACCCGGGGCGCAGAGAAGCCCGGUGGGAGGAAAGCCUCACGCGUGCAAAGAGUGCGGGAAGGCCUUCAACCAGAACUCGCAUCUCCUGCAGCACCUGCGUGUGCACAGCGGGGAGAAGCCUUUCGGCUGCGAGGAGUGCGGGAAGGCGUUCGGGACCAACUCGAGCCUGCGGCGGCACCUGCGCAUCCACGCGGGCGAGAAGCCGUUCGCCUGCGGCGAGUGUGGCAAGGCGUUCAUCCAGAGCUCGCACCUCGUGCACCACCACCGCGUCCACACCGGCGAGCGGCCCUACAAGUGCGGUGAGUGCGGCAAGGCCUUCAGCCAGAACUCUGCGCUUGCCCUGCACCAGCGCAUCCACACGGGCGAGAAGCCGUACGCGUGCGGCGAAUGCGGCAAGACCUUCCGCGUCAGCUCGCAGCUCAUCCAGCACCAGCGCAUUCACACGGACGAGCGCUACCACGAGUGUGGCGAGUGUGGCAAGGCUUUCAAGCACAGCUCUGGCCUUAUCCGCCACCAGAAGAUCCAUACCGGCGAGAAGCCCUAUCUGUGCGGCCAGUGCGGUAAGGGCUUCGGCCAGAGCUCCGAGCUCAUCCGCCACCAGAGGAUUCACACGGGGGACAAACCGUACGAGUGCCGCGAGUGUGGCAAAACUUUCGGCCAGAAUUCGGAGAUCGUCCGGCACGUCCGCAUCCACACCGGCGAGAAACCGUACGUGUGCGCGCAGUGCGGAAAGGCCUUCCGGGGCAACUCGGAGCUGCUGCGGCACGAAAGGAUCCACACGGGUGAGAAGCCCUACGAAUGCUUCGAGUGCGGGAAGGCCUUCCGGCGCACCUCCCACCUCGCGGCGCAUCAGCGGGUCCACGCCGGGGAGAAGCCCCACCAGUGCAGCGAGUGCGCGAGGACCUUCUGGGACAGUUCGGAGCUGCUCCUCCACCAGAAGACCCACGGCGGCGGGAAGCCGUACGCGUGCGGUGAGUGCCAGAGGACCUUCGGCCAGCACUCCCAGCUCGUCCUGCACCAGCGGGUCCACACUGGCGAGAAGCCGUACGCGUGCGGGGAGUGCCAGAAGGCCUUCGGCAGGAGCUCCCACCUGCUUCGGCACCAGAGCGUGCACGGCGCCGACUGAGCGCCCGGAUUAGGGCCUCCGCUGCGCCGGGCCUGCACACCCUGUGGGAGGACCACACUGUGGCUCGUCGGCCCACGCAGUGGUUGGAUAGGAGAGGCUUUUAGGAACUGUUCCCGGAGAGGUUUCAGGAUCCCGAGUUCCACCAUAAAAGCUGUUUCAGGCCUCAGUGUUCCCUCUGUCUGCCUUCGCACCCCCUCCCUGCACCCUCAAGGGGAUGCCAUCGCCUUCUGGGUCUGUACAGGCCACAUAACCUGGAUUAUUACUAAUCAGGAACUAUGGGGGCCUACCGUUCCGCCACCUUCCAAGAGAGGCAGUGCUGACUCGUGGAUGAUUUUCCUCUAUGGUGUUAAGACAGUCGAGCAGAGGACACCCUCCCUGUCCUCCUGCCCGCCGCGGAGCCCUGGGACCCUCGACGGACGUUCUUGCCGCUUUGACAUCUUGCAGAUGUGCUGCCGAGGAGCCUUAGAUGAUCGCAGAGGCGGGAAGCUUGGGGACUCCACACCCGCGGUGCCUCCUUGUUCCUCUGCAGAGUGUGCAGGAUGGAGGAGGCGACAGCCACCUCCAGGAUGGCGAGCGAGGCUCUGAGCAUUCUGAGGGGCUGGUGGGUGACGCCAGGGGCGGGAGGAGGGCAGCGAGCCUGGGCCAUCCAGCAGGGCAGGAGCGGCCCGUGGGCAGCUGUGCCCGACGUGGAGGCUAUGCGGAUGGAUGGCCGGCCGGCCGGCUGGCCUCCUAUGUCCCGUGCCAGGACGUUGCACAGGGACUACACAGCCUUGCUGUCAGCAGGCACCUGCCCCCAUGCUGGGCCAGUUCUCCUGCCCGACCUGGGCCUCACCUUGGAGCCGUCUGCUGUGUGCAGCCCCCUUGUUUCUUCCACACGAGUGUCCUGUGUCCUCCUCGGGUGUAUGCAGGUCCGAGCGUCAGAGGCACCAGGAGGCAGCAGGCCGUGCGCAGCUGGACUCCAGCAGGUAGAGACGGCUCUGACCUUGAGACAAGGGGACAUGAACUCUGCGAACUCCAGGGUCCAGCCGGCCCCGCGGUUCUGGACUUCUUACAUCUAACGGGAUACGUCCUCAGUGCUCUGUUUAAUCUCCUUGUCAUGCGUUACUGACUCCUAGCGUUUUCCGAGUGUUUGCUGUGCCAGGCCUAGUGCCAGACGCCUUCCGUUCUUCCUUUCAUGGCAUCUCUGAUGUGGGUCCCCUGUAAGCGGCUGAGUGGGUUCCAUGUUCGGACCAUAAAAUUCACCUGGUUUC